Molecule: messenger RNA, 1803 nt
Organism: Trichophyton verrucosum HKI 0517
Lineage: Eukaryota; Fungi; Ascomycota; Eurotiomycetes; Onygenales; Arthrodermataceae
Product: nuclear distribution protein NudE
Exons: 3
Coding region: 1-1803 (600 amino acids)
Biological process (GO): microtubule nucleation; cell migration; chromosome segregation
Cellular component (GO): centrosome; kinetochore; kinesin complex
Molecular function (GO): microtubule binding
Source: RefSeq, a predicted model, not a curated record
AUGGCGGUGGCAGAUCCCCCAUCUUCGCCGCCCAACGCAUCGACCAGCACCGCCGACGCCAUCGCUUACUACAAGUCGCAGUAUGAGCUGCUCGAAGCCGAACUGGCUGAUUUCCAGUCGUCGAGUCGCGAACUGGAGGCCGAGUUGGAGAAGGACAUCGAGGCAUCGGAGAAGAGGGAGCGGAAGCUGAAGGAGAAGGUCGAGAGCCUGGGCUAUGAGGUCGAGGAAUGGAAGACCAAGUACAAGCAGGCUAAGUCAGAGGCCAACUCUGUACAAAGCACGCUGCAGAAAGAGAUCACUACGCUACGAGACUCGAACCGGACACUGCAGCUGAAACUCCGGGAUACGGAGGUGGCCAACGAUGACUUUGAGAGACAAGCUCGCAACACGACCUCUUCUCUGGAAGACAUAGAAUCCAAAUACAACAUAUCUAUCGAGCGAGGUGUGUUGCUCGAGGAAGAGAUCAAGAAUGGCGAGCAGGAACGAGAGAUGCUGCGAAUCAAGGAGCAGCGCCUGCGUGACGAGCUAGCGGAUCUUAAGGUCGAAACCCAUAUCAUCCAGGAGAAAUUGCGAAAAGCCGAAGCUGCUCUGGAACGAAAGGCAAAGUUUUCGUUACUGGAAUCGACUUCAACGAACGGAAUCGGCCAUCGCCUCGACGCCGCAGACCAUUCACCAGCAACGACUACCUCUUCGCCCAUCGCAACGCCGCUGACCAAGUCUGCAUCUUCUGUUGCUUCCGAGAUCGCUACACCACCAUCACCACCAUUCUCUGAGUCGUCUACCAACGGGGCAUUCAGGGGUGCUACCCCAAAUAUGUCUCGAUCUCGUGUCUCUAUAUCCGAGUCAAAUGGUGUGCCAAAGCAUCAGAAGUCGGCUUCUCGAUCUUCACGGCACUCUCGAGUUCCAUCGGUAUCUAUGAGCAGCACAACCGGCCGCAUUACCCCAUCUGCAGGACGGCAACCUACUUCGAAUGGCCUCCCCAAGUCAAGUUCCCUAUACCAAAUCCGAGGACUGAUCGGGAAGAUGCAAAAGCUAGAGGAGCGUGUCCAGUCUGCACGAUCGCGACUACCAGCACCGGUGGAUACGCCACCCCGAGCAUCUCCUCGCACCGGCUCUGCCAUGGGCGGCCCAGCAUACAACAUGCCUUCAUCUGUAACGGUCCGCAGCAAUAGGAAACGAUCGAGCGGUAGUGUGGCCAGUAGCUCAAAGGACAAUAACGAGAUGCCGCACACACCGGUGACCCCUGGGGCCCGAAUUUCCCAAGGACGAGGCUCGUUUGGACUUCCAGCACCAUCUCAGUCAACACCAUCGCGACCAGAAAGUCGCACCAGACACUAUACCAGCAACUCGCUGAACAUGAGCAUGGCCAACAUUUCCGACAACCACCACCACCAUAGCCAUAACCAUAAUCAUAGCCAUCAGCAUCACCCAUCAGUUAGCAGCACUAGUAGCGGCGGCGGCCUUCGACGCCCUCGCUCAUCACUAAGCAACUACAACCCAUCCGCCAGUAUGUCGUAUAUCGACGAAGAUAACGCUGAGAUGGACCUGAGUAUGCACACGCCCACACCACGACGCUACGAUAGCGUCGGGUCUGGCAGCUCCAUCCCAACUCCCGCAGUGCUGAGACGAACUAGCGGCGGGAUGUCUUCUAUACCAACACCAGCAGGCCUGACACCUCGACGGACCAGCUCGGCCAUCGGAAGGAGAGAAGGCGAUAUGGCUCCGCCGUCAGCUGGCAGAAAGAAGGCGAGCAUCACGCCUCGACCGUCUUCGUCUCUCGGUAGCCUAGGUGAGACAUAUUAA